Saccoglossus kowalevskii is the source of this 3802-nucleotide messenger RNA. RefSeq names its product retroviral integration site protein Fli-1 homolog. NCBI's taxonomy places the organism in Eukaryota, Metazoa, Hemichordata, Enteropneusta, Harrimaniidae. Gene Ontology annotation, cellular component: nucleus. The record is from RefSeq and is a predicted model, not a curated record. Gene Ontology annotation, molecular function: DNA-binding transcription factor activity, RNA polymerase II-specific; sequence-specific DNA binding. Gene Ontology annotation, biological process: cell differentiation; regulation of transcription by RNA polymerase II.
AUGUCUACAGUUCUAUUAGGUGUGUGUGAUGAACCUUUAUUAGAUUCAAUUACUACAUGGAAGUGUAAUAAAAUUGGAUCUUUUCCAGAUUGGAUGACUGCUGAUGACAUCAUUCUUCCAAGAUGUAAAUUAUGUAGCGAAUGCCUCGUAUUGUUGGUACAGAUUUACUGUCCUGUGUCUAUUCCCCACAGAACGCUGUACGUUUUCACAUGUAUCAGUAAAUCAUGUCAAAACAAACCAGAAAGCUGGUUGGUGUGGCGUUCACAGUGUUUCGAUACAGAGAAACCAGUGGAUGUGAAGAAAGAACAAAUGGUAACCAUGGCUACCAAUGACUGGUGUGAUGAAGCAGAUGACUGGGGGGAUGAGGAUACCAGUUCUUGUCUCAGCAUGGCAACUGAUAGUGCUGGAUUAAAUCAGUCCUCUGUUGCCACAGCGAUUAGCUCAGGAGUUGUAACAAAACCUGAAAAGUUGUCAGAUAUGCAACAACCACUAGAAGGUGCAGACAUCACAGCUUCGAAAUUAGAAAAACUAAAUUUACGAGACAACCUCCCAUGUUUUGUUGGUUUUUACAUUGCCGUGUUUGAGGAAGAGGAUGAUGUGAAUGAAGAGGAGGUUAACGAUCAUGAAAAACAAUUAGUAACAGAGUAUGAAGAAAGAGAAGGGAUCAGUUUGUCUGAUUUACAGACGUGUGCAGCCAGUACAUGCUCAGCCAAAAGUGAAGGUAAAGAAAAGUAUGAAAAAAUAGUUGCCAAACAUGGAGAUAAAACUUUUCAAAAAUAUUUAAAAAGGAUUUCUUUGUGUCCUGAGCAGUGUAUUAGAUACCAGUGGAAUGGAACGCCAUUACUGAUGACAUCAUCUUGGAGUGAUAGUGACGUUCCAAAAUGUCAAUACUGUGGUGUUAAUAGAAUUUUUGAACUACAAAUCAUGCCUGCUAUUAUACCCAUAUUGAAAUUACAACCAUACCAAGGGUCCCUAAAACGUUCUAAUAAGAGUUCCAUCUUAUCUCACGACGCCGUGGGCCCAGAACUAGUUUCUGUGGACACAUUCAACAAUGGGCGUACUAUGGUGCGUUAUAAAGUGGACGAUUUCGAAGAGGAUGCGAUGGGCGAGUCCUUUCACCAGGGUACGAUCUUGUCUGACUUGAACCCGUUUCGAAUCGACAGCACCGGGGACCUCGAAUUUGUAGCUGGUUUGGACGAAGAAAAGGCGCUUGGAAAUGCGGAACCGAUAAUUCAGGGUUCAGAGUGUGACCUCUUCUUGACUGAGUCACUACAGGAUAUUUUUAAUGAUAUAGCUACAAUUAUAGGCGGCCCAUACCCAGCAAAUAUGUCAACCUGGUCAUCCACGCUGGUCUCAGAAUUCUUUAAAUUUAUAAAUACAAAGUUUGGGUUGAGAAACUCCUUUCCAGACAUUAUAUUGUUCCAUGAUGUGAAUGGUGAAAAGCUUCUCAAGAUGAUAAGCAACCCGGAAUACAAUGAGAUAUUCGAUGUACAUCCUGAUAAAGAUGUCGUCAUUGGUUACAUCCAGUGCCUUACAACUGUAAUGGGAGUCGCUCAAACCCCAAGUGACAAUCCAAAUCAGCUAUCUCUAUCCAUGGAUCACAGCGACCAAGAAAAUAACAAAACAACUUGUAAUACAAAUACAGUUGUUAAAAGAAAGAGAGGACGACCAAGAAAACACCCAAUAAAUGGAGAAAAAAAGAAAGUAAAAGUAGAAAGAAAAAUAUUAUGGAAGUUCAUUUUUCAUCUUCUUGACACAAACUCGCUUGACGGCUGCCUGAGCUGGGUAGAUCGGCAAAAAGGAUUAUUCAAGUUUACCAGCGGUGAUGGCAAAGAAAUGGUAGCCAGAAGAUGGGGUAAAAUUAAAGGCCACCAUAAACCAAUGACGUAUCAGAAAAUGGCGAGGGCUCUCCGAGAUUACAGGAAAAAAAACAUUAUGGAGAAAUGCAAAGGAAAAUUGUAUUACAAAUUCCGCCCAGCGGCACUUGCGCAGUUCGGGAAAAUAUUCUUGUUGAAUACUGGUGAAAAAGUCUUGUUGAUGACUGGUAAAAAGUCUUUGUUGAUGACUGGUAAAAAUUUCUUGAUGAUGUCUGGUGAAAUAUUCUUCUUGAUGAUGUCUGGUGAAAAAUUCUUCUUGAUGACUGAUGAAAAGUUCUUGUUGAUGACUGGUGAAAAGUUCUUGUUGAUGACUGAUGAAAAGCUUGUGUUGAUGACUGGUAAAAAACAUUCAAGUCGGAUUGAUUUAAAACAUUCUGCUGAUGAAGAGAUACUGGAUUUACAUGAUGUAGAACAUAAAAUGCAAUCGGUAUUGGACCAUCUGAAAGAAGAUUAUGUCAAACAAUUAUCGGUUAGAACAUCACCAGUUAAUGCGGCCGUUAAAGCAAUAAGUGAUGCCGGUAUGAAUUUAAAUCCACAGUCUGAAGGAACCAUGAUACAAGUGCCGAUACCAAAAGUCACCAGGGAACAUCGAGAACACCUCUCAAAAACGGCGAAGACAAUGUGUGAUAAAGCGAAAGUGAACGUUCGUAAUGUGAGGUCAAAAGUCAUGAAUGACAUAAAGCAACACAAAGACCAUGCUUCGAAAGAUGUUUUAAAAAUGUUGGAAAAACAAGUACAACAGCUAACUGAUGAUUUUAAUGCCAGUGCUGAGCAACUAUUAGUUGCGAAAAACAAAGAAUUAUUAGGAAAGUAAAACAAAUAUUAUUGGUAUUAAACUGAAAUCGACAUUCUGAAAUAUAUGUAUAAACAUUCAUGCUGCAUCGAAAACAAUCCAAAAAAUCAAGAUAUUCACAGCGGCCAUUUUUAGCAUAACUCUGCAAUAUUUUGCAUCAAACUUAUUUUCGAGAAAGUUGGCACUGCUGCACUGUAGUUUGGGAUUUAUUUUUUAGGUUUAAAUUUUUCUAGAAAUUUUAUUUUUGAGUUAAGUUUCCUAUCUUGGUAUUCAAUGUAUUAGUUGUGCGUUUGUUUGGUACUUCUCAAUUUUUUAGUGUACUACUUUGAGGUCAAAUCACUCAGGUCAAUUUAUCUCUGUUUCAAGUUCAAGAGAGAAAAAAUGUUUGUAAAAAAUGCAAAAUUUGAGUUUGGUGCUUCUGUAGGCUCAUACAAUAUGUAAAUAAUCUUUUGAUGAAGACACCAUUUUUGAUAUGAGAUUGAACUAGCUAGGAUGUAUGGUAUCAAUUAUUGACAAAUUUACCGUAGAGUGGAAUUGCCGGAAACAUGAAAAGUUAUAGGAUCAAAUUCAAAUUCAAAUAAUUUAAAACAUUUAAAUCAUUAAAAGAUUAAUUGAGAAAAUACAAGAUACUCGUUUGAGUUUAGCAAAGGUCAGGUGAUAAAAUCAGCCAAUCAGUGGGUGAUGAAAUAUCGUCAGCGGCCAUUUUGACUUUCUAUGGCAUUUGACGCCCCCAAGAGGCUGGGUUUCACGCCAUUUGUUUGAGGAUAGUAUAUUGCAUUGCAAUCAUGGACAUUGGAGAAUUCUAACCCUACCCACUAACUUAUUUUUUUCAAUUUUGGUCACUGCCAAUUUCAAGUUUUCAUGUUUCCAUGUUUCUGAGGUUUCUAGCAAUUCCACUCUAUGCAAAUUUACUACUCUGCCUGUUUGCUUUAAUAGAAAUUGUUUUCAGUGACAGAUUACUCCAUUUGCUUUAUUAGUGUGUCUAUUGUCCAAGUAAAUAUAAUAUAUAAUGAAUUGAUCCUGCAUACAUUGGUUUUUAUGCUUUUAGUAAUUAACUUCUAAAAAACAUAGUGAACAAAUAUUACAAGAAUCUGUUCACUGACUUAUGUGAAUAUUAAAUAUCAAAUCGUUA